ACAACGUUUGUGCUUCCUCCCGCAAAACCCCGCCUCCACGUUUCCAUGCAUUGGCGCGCUUCACUUCAUGCUCUGGCUCUCUGCUCCUCCCCGGGUGGCUGUGGUGGUGGACUGACUCUGUAGCGGGCUCCGGGUAAAAACACAGCAGGCAUGAGUGCGGCGGGUAGUGCUCGGUCCGGUUCGGCCGCUGGCCCGGUACAGCAGGGACUAAAAGAGGCUCUGAUCGAAACGCUGACGGCCAUCCUGUCCCCGGUUCAAGAAGUGCGCGCCGCCGCGGAGGAGCAGAUCAAAGUGCUGGAAGUGACAGAGGAGUUUGGUGUCCAUCUGGCAGAACUCACAGUUGAUCCUCAGGGAGCGCUUGCAAUCCGUCAGUUAGCAUCAGUCAUCCUGAAGCAGUAUGUGGAAACUCACUGGUGUUCCCAGUCAGAGAAAUUCAGGCCUCCGGAAACUACAGAUCAGGCUAAAGCCGCCAUCAGGGAGCUGCUGCCAAGCGGUCUGCGGGAGGCGAUCAGCAAAGUCCGCUCCAGUGUCGCGUACGCCGUGUCGGCCAUCGCCCACUGGGACUGGCCCGAGGCCUGGCCACAGCUGUUCACUCUGCUGAUGGAGAUGCUGGUCAGCGGUGACGUCAAUGCUGUGCACGGGGCAAUGAGGGUCCUUACAGAGUUUACUCGGGAGGUGACGGAUACACAGAUGCCGCUGGUGGCUCCGGUCAUCUUACCUGAAAUGUACAAGAUCUUCACCAUGGCCGAGGUGUACAGUAUUCGUACCCGAUCUAGAGCAGUGGAGAUAUUUACCACCUGUGCCAACCUCAUCUGUGCUAUUGAAGAGCUUGAGAAGGGUGCAGCCAAAGCGUUGAUCUUUCCCGUGGUGCAGCAGUUCACAGAAGCGUUUGUGCUGGCUCUGCAGAUGCCUGACGGACCCUCGUCUGAUAGCGGUCUUAAGAUGGAAGUCCUCAAGGCAGUAACAGCGUUGGUGAAGAACUUCCCCAAACCCAUGGUGUCCUCUAUGCAGCAGAUAUUACCCAUUGUUUGGAAUACACUGACUGAAAGUGCAGCUUUUUAUGUGAGAACAGAAGUCAACUACACAGAGGAAGUGGAUGACCCCGUAGACUCGGAUGGUGAGGUUUUGGGUUUUGAGAAUCUGGUGUUCAGCAUCUUUGAGUUUGUCCACACGCUGCUGGAGAACAACAAGUUCAAGAGCACCGUGAAGAAAGCCCUUCCCGAACUCAUCUACUACGUCAUCCUGUACAUGCAGAUCACUGAGGACCAGAUUAAAGUGUGGACGGCGAACCCCCAGCAGUUUGUAGAGGAUGAGGAUGAUGACACCUUCUCUUAUUCUGUCAGGAUCUCUGCUCAGGACCUGCUGCUGGCUGUUGCUGCAGAGUUUCAGAAUGAGAGUGCAGCAGCGCUAGCAGCGGCAGCAACAAGACAUCUCCAGGAGGCAGAGCAGGCCAAAAACAGUGGCAAUGAGCACUGGUGGAAGAUCCAUGAAGCCUGCAUGUUGGCCCUCGGCUCUGUCAAAACCAUCAUCACAGAGAAUGUGAAGAACGGUCGUAUCCAGUUUGACAUGCAUGGUUUCCUGGCUAGUGUCAUCCUCGCUGACCUCAACUUGCCAGCGGCGUCUCCGUUCCUCCUCGGCCGGGCUCUGUGGGCGGCCAGUCGCUUCACGGCAGCCAUGUCUCCUGAGCUCAUCCAGCAGUUCCUCCAGGCCACCGUCAGCGGCCUCCACGACAGCCAGCCACCCUCCGUUCGCAUCUCCGCGGUUAGGGCCAUCUGGGGGUAUUGUGAUCAGCUGAAGCUGUCAGAGAGCACACACGUCCUUCAGCCUUUCCUCCCCAGCAUCCUCGAGGGACUGGUCCAACUAGCCGCCCAGUUCAGUUCAGAGGUGCUCACCCUCGUCAUGGAGACUCUGUGCAUUGUCUGCACUGUCGACCCGGCCUUCACCACCAGCGCCGAGAACAAGAUCUGCCCCCUCACCAUUGCUAUUUUCCUUAAAUAUAACAAUGACCCUGUGGUGGCGUCCCUGGCUCAGGACAUCUUCAAGGAACUGGCACAGAUCGAAGGCUGCCAAGGCCCCAUGCAGAUGCGUCUCAUUCCCACGCUGGUCAGCAUCAUGCAGGCUCCCUCCGACAAGAUCCCCUCUGGACUCUGCGCUACGUCUAUCGACAUCCUGACCACAGUUGUCCGAAACUCUAAACCUCCUCUCUCAGAUAUGCUGGUGUGCCAGGCGUUCCCUGUGGUAGCACAGUGCACCUUACGCACUGAUGACAACACGAUAAUGCAGAACGGAGGUGAGUGUCUGCGGGCUUACGUCUCCGUCUCCCUCGAGCAGAUCGCUCAGUGGAGGGACGAGCAAGGGCACAGCGGCCUCUGGUACGUCAUGCAGGUGGUCAAUCAGCUACUGGACCCCCGGACCUCCGAGUUCACAGCCGCCUUCGUCGGCAGGUUGGUGUCCACUCUGAUCUCUCGGGCAGGAACCCAGCUGGGGGAACAGCUGGACCAGAUCCUCCGAGCAAUUCUGAGCAAGAUGCAGCAAGCGGAGACGCUGAGUGUCAUGCAGUCUCUGAUCAUGGUGUUCGGUCACCUGGUUCACUCCCAGCUGGAGCCUCUGUUGGAGUUCCUGUGCAGUCUGCCCGGCCCGACCGGGAAGCCUGCCCUGGUUGUCAUGACAGAGUGGAUGAGCAGGCAGCACCUCUUCUACGGACAGUAUGAGGGAAAGUUCAGCACAGUGGCUCUCUGUAAGCUGCUGCAACACGGCCUCAACACGGACGACAAACGUCUUCAGGACAUCGUGGUGAAGGGAGAAGAGAUCUACAGCCCUGAAGACGGCAUCCGCACACGCUCCAAAUCAGCAAAGAACCCAGAGCGGUGGACCAACAUUCCUUUGCUAGUGAAGAUCUUCAAAUUGAUAAUAAAUGAGUUGUCGACUGUAGUGGAGGCAAACGCCAGCAGGGCGAACGCAGGAGACUGGAGUCAAGGUGAAUACAAAAUAAUUCUAAUGUUGUUUCAACCCGUGGCUUUUUGAGGGACAUGGAACCUUUCUGCAGAUGGACCUCUGUGUCUAUUUCUUGUAGUAAAUUAUUGGUGGAAAGUUAUGUGAUCA
Messenger RNA from Etheostoma spectabile (orangethroat darter), 3102 nucleotides. Its product is annotated as importin-9-like. Gene Ontology annotation, molecular function: small GTPase binding. The record is from RefSeq and is a predicted model, not a curated record. Gene Ontology annotation, biological process: protein import into nucleus. Gene Ontology annotation, cellular component: nuclear envelope; cytosol. Lineage: Eukaryota; Metazoa; Chordata; Actinopteri; Perciformes; Percidae.